CUCCACGCCUACGUGUUCUCCUCCCGCCACCCUCGCUCUGCUCAUUUCCCUUCUCCCUACACACAUAAACAUGCCUUCCGCAUCUCGGAUCCCAUACAUAGAGAAUUCAAGAAUUUCAUAAAAAUUCGGAAAAAAGGUUUCAGCUUUCACUUUCAACAAUGUUGUAAGUUUUACGACUUUUAGGAAAUUGGAAACAUGUCUAGUGGGAGAACGAUGGAUAAUAACAGGAGAAACCCACCUGGGAUUUUGCUAAUUAGGAGUAUCAGGGGAAAAGAUUGGAGUAUAACCACAUACAGGUACGUUGUUUUGUUGGUUACAUUCAUAGCUUAUACAGCUUACCAUGCUUCUAGAAAACCCAGUAGUAUAGUAAAGAGUGUUCUGGACCCAGACCCCAGUGCUAAUUCAACCGGAUUUAGUCCGUGGCCCGUUGGCGAUGUCUUCAUCGAGAGGGAGCGGAUGGUGACCAGUAGUAGCUUAGACGAGAUUGACUUGAAGAAAGGCAAGGGUUGGGCUCCGUUUAAUCGGAAGGAUGGGACUUCGAAAUUGGGCGAGAUUGAUGUGGCAUUUCUUGCUUGUUAUUCGAUUGGAAUGUAUGUGGCAGGGCAUUUGGGUGACAAAUUGGACCUCCGUAUAUUCCUGACUACUGGAAUGGUUGGCAGUGGGAUAUUUGUAGGGUUAUUUGGAAUGGGUUACUUUCUGGAUGUUCAUGUUUUUGGGUUUUAUUUGGUGAUGCAAAUGGUUGCUGGUUUGUUCCAAGCCACUGGUUGGCCUUCAGUUGUCGCUGUUAUUGGGAAUUGGUUCGGCAAGAGGAAGAGAGGAUUGAUAAUGGGUGUUUGGAAUGCUCACACUUCAAUUGGAAAUAUUACUGGAUCGUUGCUUGCUGCUAGUGUUUUGCAGUAUGGGUGGGGAUGGUCUUUUAUACUUCCUGGUGCAUUUAUUUUCCUAAGCGGGAUAAUAGUAUAUCUGUUCUUGGCUGCUUACCCUGAAGAUGUUGGAUUCCCUGUUGUAGAUGGUACACCUGUGAAGGUUGUAACUCUACCCCAAGAUGAGGAAGCCCAGAAAUUAAAAGAGCACUUGGCUGGAAAUGGGCAGCACAGUGACCACAAGAGAACUUCUGGAAGUAAGAAAAGUAUUGGACUCCUCGAGGCUUGUUUAAUACCUGGAGUUAUUCCAUUUGCACUCUGUCUCUUCUUUGCAAAGAUGGUUGCAUACACAUUCCUGUAUUGGUUGCCAUUCUACCUUAGUCAGACUGCUAUUGAGGGACAGUAUAUGUCAGUGAAGUCUGCAGGAAAUCUCUCUACUCUAUUUGACGUUGGAGGAAUAAUUGGAGGAGUGCUUGCUGGUUAUAUAUCUGAUAAACUCAGAGCUCGAGCUACUACGGCUGCUAGCUUCAUGUAUAUUGCAAUCCCUUCUAUGCUUUUGUACCGCAGAUAUGGAAGCAUGUCAAAAGUCACCAACAUUGUUCUUAUGAUGAUAACUGGCCUACUUGUAAAUGGGCCGUAUGCACUUAUAACAACUGCAGUCUCUGCUGACCUUGGUACUCACAGUUCUUUAAAAGGUGAUUCUCGAGCAUUGGCGACGGUUACAGCCAUCAUUGACGGUACUGGAUCUAUUGGUGCCGCUAUAGGUCCUCUUUUGACUGGAAUUCUUUCAUCAAUGAGUUGGGAUGCGGUUUUCUCUAUGCUGAUAAUUGGUGCUUCUGCUGCUGGACUGCUAUUGACUCAUUUGGUUGUGAUUGAAAUAAAAGAAAAAUUCUCCAAACAAUCAUCCAAUGAGCAAAAUAAUCUUGCAGGUUCGGCAUCGCAGCCCCUUUUAAGUGAUCAAAAUGAAUGAUUAUACAUUUUUGCGGCAUCAAAAUCUUCACACGAGGACAAUCAAGAGAUUGUUAUUUUGGAGUUAGUUGCUAGAAAAGCAAUUUCUAGAAUUUACAGUAGUAAGAACUUUUGCAGUGGUCUGUUAUAGAAGUGGUGACUUCUGCAAAUACAAAUAGUUUUGUGACCUGAUGCAUACGAAAGUUUCAUUACUGCCACUACUUAUUUUCUGCUGUCUUAACACUAAUCCUUAUCAUCUACCGUAGGCACAGAUAAACUGGCUCCUAUUUGCUUAUGUUGUUUUUGUAUUCACAUCCAUGAAUAAGUUCUUGUUUCUUGCAUUAUUCUAUGUUCUGUUUUCAUUUUCCUUCUCGAAUUAUUGGAUUUUGCCAUACAGACAUUUCACCCUUUU
Molecule: messenger RNA, 2223 nt
Organism: Sesamum indicum (sesame)
Lineage: Eukaryota; Viridiplantae; Streptophyta; Magnoliopsida; Lamiales; Pedaliaceae
Gene: G3PP4
Product: Major facilitator superfamily protein
Biological process (GO): phosphate ion homeostasis; transmembrane transport
Cellular component (GO): membrane
Molecular function (GO): transmembrane transporter activity
Source: RefSeq, a predicted model, not a curated record